UUACCAAAAAACUCACACUCUCAUUGUAAAUUACUGAGAGCACAAGCAACAAAGCAGAGAGAAACAGAGAUGCAAGAAACCACCAGCAAAAUCCUCUUUGUACUUCUCCUCUUCUUUCUAAUUCUCUCACCUUCCACACAAAACCCACAAGAACAAGACAUAUACUACUGUGGUAACACUCCAAUCCCAAACCCAUCUAAUCUCAUAACCUGCAGAUCUGGAAAACUCUACUUCAAAACCUCAACUGGUCUUCUCUCCCAUGUCUCCAAAACAGAGGAAGUGAAAUUGAGAGCAAGGGUCUCUAUGGAAGUCGAAGGUCACAUACCUGAUUUAUGCAUCUCCUGUGAGAGACCUGAUGGUAACUGUGGUGUUGCUCUAAGAUGUCUCUGUCAUCCUAAAGAGUGCAAGAAUAAAGUUGUAAACUUUGGAAUAAAGUCUCAAGCUUUAUCUGGUAAAACACAGCUUGUUCUACUUAUGUCAAUGGGUUUGUUUCUCAUCUGGUUUUGAAUUUGUAAAUUUCACUCAUUUAGCUUCAAAAUUAGGACUUUGAUACAAAUUUGUGUGUUGUGUUUCCUUAUGGAACACAAAUUUGGAUAUAAUCUAUGGUUGUUGUUUGUUUCAAUGUCUGGUGCUUGGAAAGGAGUUAUAUACAUCUGGUGUUGUAAUAGAGAUGAAUGAUAAUAUGACUUUGAGUUUAUCA
This is a messenger RNA of Capsella rubella, 700 nucleotides long. RefSeq lists its product as uncharacterized. The transcript is spliced from 2 exons. Lineage: Eukaryota; Viridiplantae; Streptophyta; Magnoliopsida; Brassicales; Brassicaceae. The coding region runs from base 70 to 507 and encodes 145 amino acids. The record is from RefSeq and is a predicted model, not a curated record.